Molecule: messenger RNA, 2577 nt
Organism: Pleuronectes platessa (European plaice)
Lineage: Eukaryota; Metazoa; Chordata; Actinopteri; Pleuronectiformes; Pleuronectidae
Product: rhotekin
Exons: 13
Coding region: 1-1371 (456 amino acids)
Biological process (GO): mitotic cytokinesis; septin ring organization; actomyosin contractile ring assembly
Cellular component (GO): actomyosin contractile ring
Source: RefSeq, a predicted model, not a curated record
AUGAAUGAAAACACUCAGGACAAGGAGUUGCUAAGGCACAUUGAGAGGGAGGUGCGGAUGCGGGAGGGCGCCAGUAAGCUGCUGGCCGCCUGUUCCCGAAGAGAGCAGGCCCUGGAGGCCUCAAAGAGCCUGCUGGCCUGCAACGCCCGCAUCCUGGCCCUGCUCAGCCAACUGCAGAAGAGGAGGAAAGCUCAAAUCCUACGGGGAGUAGGACGCAGGUCAUCUGAAGACGCAGUGCCGUGUACCGGAAAAGUAGCCCUUUCAGACCUUCGGGUCCCGCUCAUGUGGAAAGACUCAGAGUACUUCAAAAACAAAGGAGAGCUGCAUCGCUGUGCCGUGUUCUGCCUGCUUCAGUGUGGCACAGAGAUCUAUGACACCGGCCUGGUGAUGGUGGACAGGACCUUAACUGACAUCUGUUUCGAAGACACGAUCGUAUUCACUGAGGUGGAUCCAGGCUUCCAUAUUCGCGUUGAGCUCUACAGCUGUUGUGUUGUGGAGGAUUUCUCCCCCGGGGCUCUAGGACCCAGGAGAGUGACCCGUCUGGGGGGCUCUCUGGGAUGCUCCUCUGGGAAGAAGAUCCGUGCUGCGUUAGAGUCUGCAGCUGUUUGUGGGUCUGCUUCCAGUGGAGGAGACGUACACCAAGGGUACUCGUCGCCGCCUUUAUCCACUCAUCUGUCUAAACUGGGCCCAAAGUACAACCUGCUGGCUCACACCACAUUGAGAAUCGAACAUGUGCAGGAGGGUUUCAAGACCCAUGAUUUGUCCUUAGCGGCAGCGGAGGACAGUCCAUACUGGUUACCUCUCUAUGGAAAUAUGUGCUGCCGCUUGGUUGCUCAGCCUCUGUGCAUGAUUCAACCAGUCAUACUUGGUCAACUCGAUGUUAAGCUUGGAGAGGACCUCGAUUGCUGGGAAAACCUCUAUGGGGUCCUCAGGGGACAAAGUCUCCUCUGCUAUCAGAGUGGAGAAGAGCCGGAGUCCGAGGAGAAGCCAUUACUCGUGAUCCCCAUCAGAAAGGAUACGCUUGUCUGUGCGUUGGAGAGAGAUGCUGUUCAUACCCAGAGAAUACACAUGACUACACAGUGUCAAGGAGAGGAUGCAUCCUACACACUGACAGUUCACAUACCUGAAGACACGCAGCGCUGGAGCGAGGCCCUGGCGCAACACAUCUACAACAUAAGCCAGUGGAGGCAGUGUUGUCAUCACCUCAUGAAGAUUGAAAUGCCGAGCCCAAGGAAGUCCAUCGCGGUGAGGCAGGGAUCGCUAUACCAUGAAAUAGUGACACCCUCGUCUCCCGGAGACGGUCUCGUGGCUCCGGAUUUAUCUUUAGAGAUCCGCACUUUGCUCUCUUCCUACUACAAGGAAAGUUAUUGAUGACCCUACCACAGUUGCACUGGGGGAGUGAGAACCCAUUCUAUGCAGUUACCAUGCCUGAUCAAGGAAACAAGCAUGGACCUGAUAAAUGGUGCCAUCUCUGAAUCUGCAGAGGACGCAGCCGAACUUUCUGUGACAUCAGAUAUGUUUCAUAUCUCUUCCUCUCAUCCAUGAAUCUUAACUAUUUACCCACGAUAAAAGUAGAAAAAGGAGUGACGAGCGUGAGCCUAUUAUCGGAACACAAAACUGAUUGUAUGUACAUAGAAAAAUCCAGAAAAAUCCAACUGUACCACUCUCUGCUUAUAUAGACAAUAUACUAAUAAUGAUUAUAUAUAUUGAUGCAAUACAUUUUCACCCAUACCACAUCCUCAUGGUUUAAGUGUAUGAUUACAAAAAUGAACCCACUGUCACUCUCAAAUUGAUUGAGAUAGAUAAAUCAUUUAUUUAUUUAAUUCAUAUUUAUUUAAAUGCGCAACAACAUUUGAAUCCAGGCAUGUAGUGUUUUCUCAUGGUGUAACAGCCAUUUUUCAACAUUAUGAUGUAAUAACACAUGUAUACAACAUUUUUUGUCAAGUUAAAUCUAUCUAUUACCUUACUUGACAGCCAGUCAUUAGUAAUUACAUGCUGAAAACAGAGAAGAAGUUUGCACCCCUCAGACUGUCCACCGGUGGAUUCGUGCCGACAUGAUGAUGGACGAUGACCUUCUAUUGACUGUAUAAAAAGAUGGUGGAGCCUGUAGCCAAACUUCCUGAAUGCCAUUCUACCUUUGAUACAGUGCAUGUAGCAUCCUUGUGUUCAGCUUUCACAAUCUGCCUCCUCCCAGCCGUGGUGUUUUGAUCAUACGGAAGGAAAACAAUUGUUUAUUGCUAACACACAAAUUAAUUAUGGUUUUUCAAAUUACAGUUCUCAGUUGCGUUGAUUUAACCUGUUAACUGUAAGUUAAGAUGAUCUCCUAACUAAUGAAUGAGUUUGUUUACUUAUGUCAAAUAAAUUAAGGCAUUUGAACCAUUUCAAAAUACAAUGUAGUUCUGUCAGACAACUCACGUUUGAUCAUGUAAUAUUUUUAUUACAACAGAUUUAGUGUUUGGCGUCUAGGCUCCAACUUAAUCACUCCCCCAUAUGAUUACACAGUAAUGAUGGGAGUGAUGAGCAAAUACUUGUAACCCCCGUUGGAGCCUACAGGUGGAUGCUGGGCCUACAGGUGGA